Molecule: messenger RNA, 1578 nt
Organism: Rotaria socialis
Lineage: Eukaryota; Metazoa; Rotifera; Eurotatoria; Philodinida; Philodinidae
Source: the annotation of a GenBank genome assembly
AUGCAAAAACGUAACUCUGAAGUAUUCAAAAAUCCGACUUAUCUCGUUCGACCACUUACAGUCGAUCCUAAACGACGAUUAGAACGAAGUAAAAAUAUCAAUACAAACACUAAUGAACGUCGUCCAAAAUCAAGCGGAGCCGAAACAUCAACUUUAAAUAAUAGUGAAUUUCAAUCGAAUUCAACUUCAACUACUUUUUCAUUUGCUAGUGACGAAGAUUAUGAUACCGAUUUAGAAGAUGAUAUUAAUCCAGAUGUUGAUCAUUCAUCUAUUGGUAUCUAUAAACGUGUUUGUGCAUACGAGAAUAUUGUACCUGUCGGACUUUAUUUGAAAAAUCACGAUAAAAAAGAAUUAAUGAUGCGUUUUUACGGCUUAGGUUCGAGAGGCAUCCGAGGAUUUCUACCAAGCUUAGGAAGGAAUACAACUAUAACUAAACUUGAUUUAACAAGUAAUGGUCUUGGUGAUAAAGGCAUUCUUUAUUUAUCGAAAAUUCUUCUUGAUAAUAUCGCAAUUGUUGAUCUUAAUCUUUCACACAAUUUUAUAAGUGUUUUUGGUGCUCGAGAAUUAUUUAAUAUGUUCAAAGAUAAUAGAACAAUUAAUCAUUUAAAUCUUGAAGGAAACUUACUAAAUGAUGAAUCUGCUUGUUUAUUCGCUGAAAUUAUUUCAAAUACUGGACAAAUAAGGACAUUGAAUUUGGCAAAAAAUAGACUUGGAUCAGGAAGUGGUUUCUUCUUAGGUCGUGCACUAGCCGAGAAUACAACGAUGGAAUCUCUUGAUCUCAGUUGGAAUUCAAUCAAUGGUAAAGGUGCUGUGGCGUUAAUUAAAGGAAUGCAAGAAAAUGUUUUUCUUAAAAUAUUAAAUUUGGCUCAUAAUGGUUUAUCUGGACCUGAAUGUGGACGUGCUUGGUUGAAUGCUUUCAAAGAGAAUACUUCACUUGUUGAACUUGAUCUCAGUCACAAUCGUUUAACAGUCGAAUCGGCUAUAUUCAUUGGUCGUGGUCUUGCUAAAACUGAAAGUUUACAAAAAAUAUUUCUAACAGCAAAUCCACUUGAAUCAGCUGGAUGCUAUGCUAUUGUCAAACCACUUAUAGCAAAAGAUGCAGUGCCUAAUAAACUUGAACUAAUUGACUUAACAGAAAUUCAAUACAAUCUUGAUUUUAAAGACCUUGGCUCUCAAGUAAAAGUUCAAUGUCCUAAUCUUCGUAUUUUAGUUGGUGACAAACCACUACCACCAAAAUUAGUAAAACGUAGAACCCAACCGUCGCCAAUCGAACGAUUGCAUACACUUUUUCGACGUCGUCCUCAACUUGAUUUAGCAAAUUUCUUUUACUCUGCUGCUACUUGUGAUGAUGAUGAUGAUGAUGAUGAUGAAGAUGAUAAAUCAGCUAGUCGAAUAUCAAAUCGUGCUCUAUUUAAAAAAGCAAUUGAAGAAAAACUUCAAGGUCAAUUUUCUGAUGAAGAUAUUGAUAAAAUUUUAGAAGAAAUCAAUCAGUUCGAUUGCAAGAAAUUCGGACAAGUCUUCGAUAAUAAACCAACAACAACAAAUUUCUCAUCAGCAGCAUGGCGUUUCAAAAGUUAA